UCACAGUUGAAAGGUCAAACGCUACGGAAGUUGAAUCCACGUGUAGUUGCCUUUUUUUUUUUGUUGUUGUUUAAGUUUAAAUGUGCUUAAUUAACGGCGUGCAUCACAAUGGGGAAGAAUAAGAAUCGUCAAAACGACUCCAGGGAGGUGGGUGACAAGACCGGACAGCCACCGAGUGCGAAGAAGCAGAAACGGGAUGGGAAAGCCCCAAAAGAACGCAAACAAGUUGACCACCUUGAGCACAUCCCCUUCAAGCUGCAGGAGAUCAUGAAGAGCAAGGAGAGAAUGCAAAGUGGCUCUUUGAAGGCAAAGAAAUUCAAAGAUGGCACGCUCCUUCAUCGAAUGCCAGAGAAGUCCGAAGUCAAGGACAUAAUCGUGCCGCGUUUCAAACGAGGAAAGCGGGAGAGCGAGUCGCAUUUUGUGCGCAGAAUGGAGAUGGAGUCCAACCACAUCUUAUUCCUUACUAACAACCAAGCUGAGAGGAAACCUGAGCUGGACGACGACGGCCAAGAGGAGCUUUCAGCCCAGGGAAAGUCGGAAAAAAAGAAAGAGUACGACAAACUGAGAUUGAAGAAGCGACAGCAGAAAAAGUUGGACAGAGAUGAAGCCCGGAUGGAAAAGGAGAUGUUGCAAGAUCACAUUCCCUUUGGCGAGGUCACAUUGGCACCACCUUCACUGACCAGCAAACCCAAGAAAGCGCCCGCCAGACCUCAGGGCGCCAAGGAGCUCCUCCUCAACUCGCUCCUGGGCCACGCGCCGACGUCCGCGGCCAAGCCCUCCUUGGCCAGGCAGAGGAUCGUGGAGGAGGAGCGGCAGCGGGCCGUGCUGGCCUACCGCCACCUGAAGAAACAGAAACAGCAGCGGCAGGAGGAGGCCAGGACUGUAAAACCAAAGGCCCGCCAGUGACGGCGCGCAAGGGCGAGAACUCUGACUUUUUUCAGGUAAAAGUGACGCGGCUGAUGGUCUGGAAGAAGCCCCCGUUUUUAUCCUGGGAAGAGACAUUCAAAUGCUGUUAUCGUGACAAGAGGACAACCACGUCGUCCUGUCACAUUUUCCAACAGUCAAUUGUUGUUCUCGGUUCUAAUUGUGGCCACGUAUUUAUUUGUUAGAAUACACCGGGAGUCCUCGCUUUCCGACGCUAUUGAGAAACGGCGUUCCCGAUGGCGUACAUUGAAGUAGCUGGCGUAGAAACGCCUCCGCAUAUGAUAAGGUAUUUACGCUGUAAUUACAGUUGCCUUUUUAUCCCUGUGGCUGAGGCUGGACAGUAUCGCUGCGAGGCCACCUGAUGGCAGCGUUUCAGGAAAAACAACCUUCUAGACAGUACCGACACCAUAAAACAGUUUUUACCUUCGCUGAAUGUCAAGAAAACCUCAAUAACGGAGUAAAGUGUGUUUUUCUUGUUUUCCUGA
Molecule: messenger RNA, 1409 nt
Organism: Syngnathoides biaculeatus (alligator pipefish)
Lineage: Eukaryota; Metazoa; Chordata; Actinopteri; Syngnathiformes; Syngnathidae
Gene: ccdc137
Product: coiled-coil domain containing 137
Exons: 6
Coding region: 109-906 (265 amino acids)
Source: RefSeq, a predicted model, not a curated record